Messenger RNA from Carassius auratus (goldfish), 1463 nucleotides. RefSeq lists its product as uncharacterized. The transcript is spliced from 2 exons. NCBI's taxonomy places the organism in Eukaryota, Metazoa, Chordata, Actinopteri, Cypriniformes, Cyprinidae. Bases 227 to 1051 code for a protein of 274 amino acids. Gene Ontology annotation, molecular function: transcription regulator activity. The record is from RefSeq and is a predicted model, not a curated record. Gene Ontology annotation, cellular component: nucleus.
AAAACUAGUAGGUACUUCUAGGACUACAAUACCCGGCGUUCAUUUCGCGCGUGACGUCAGAACCGAUUGAAUCACUGGCGGGAGAAAACAUUCCAGCAAACGCUUCCAGUCGCCGGAGUCCGACGCGUUAGCAGUGUUAUAUAAUUUAUAGAGGUCGAAUGAAUACAUAAACCUACUAGAGUUACGUCGAUUUUGGAGUUUGUUUACAUACUUUACAGUGUGAGAAAUGGUGGCCAAGGGACAGAAGCGCAAACUUCGCAGAGAGGACGAGGGAGGAGGAUCAGCGUGGAGAAGUCAGCUGCAGUCCGUGUUGGACAUCUCCAUGGAUAAGUUUCACCGUGACCAGGCUCUCGUGGAGCCCUGCUUAUUACGGUCGGUUCUGAUCAACAACACACUGCGGCAGGUCCAGUCCGAGGUCGAAUCCCUGUCCACUGGAAAUAAUCCCACGAAAUCAAAACCAGAGGCCAAUUUCCCCCAGUGGUCUCCAUCAGCAGAGCAUCAUACACCUCUGUUCUCGCUGAAUGCUGAAAAUACGGAUGACGAUUUCAUGGCCUGGACUUCUGAGGAGGAUUUCUCUUUAUCUUCAGCCAUUUCUUCCAUUCUCAAAGAUCUAGAGGCCGGUCAAGGGCCUUGUGCAUCUCAGCGGGAUCCGCUCAGCUCUGUAGAGAAUCGAACACAGCGUCCUCUGAGGACUGAGAGAACGUCUGCCGUGGCAUCGUCUGUCAAAACAGAGCAGAUGUGUCCAGGUCGUCUCCAGGAUGUAGGUGUAGACAGACUUCUCCUAGACAUCGACACAGCUGUGUUUGAACCUGAGGUGAACCUUCUGCAAGGUUUCUCGGUCACGGCCGACGAUCUGGUGAAGUAUCUGCCAUCCCUGUCCAAAUCCACAUCAGCGUCCUCUUCCUCCUCUUUAGUCUCUCACGGUCAGGCAACGUGGGAAAUCCAGGAGAUAGAGCAUGUCAUGGACAUCCUGAUGCGAACGUACCCACAAAGCUCUCAAUGUCAGCAGUCUUUGUCAUCUAGCACAUCUCUUGUUCUGUUAAAGAAAUGAUCUGAAAAAUAGAUUCAUUCAGUGUCAUUUAACAAAGUUCAAUGACUUAUACACAAUUGUUUUGAAGGGAGUCCUUACAACUGUGCCUUUUUAGUUUUUUAUUACUUUAUGAAAUAAUGUUUUACUUACAAAUACGCACUUUCCAUCGAGUCAAAUCCUUACAUGGUUUGCGGGUUACCAUUUGGAGCGACCUUUACAUAAACAAAGGUCAUUAAAAUAUGAGAUUGUGUACGUUUGGUUUAAAGAUAUUAUAAUGUGCAGUUAAUGUUACUAGAGCAUUAUGAAUGUACUGAUGCUGUUUCAGCAGAUGAACAUGUAAAAUAUUUACUAUGUCAGUAUGAAAUUAUUACGUGAAUAUUAAUCUCUUUCUAGUCUAUUAUACUUUAAAUAAAGUGGUACUUGGUGACAUCAA